This is a messenger RNA of Medicago truncatula (barrel medic), 2517 nucleotides long. Its product is annotated as type I inositol polyphosphate 5-phosphatase 2. The record is from RefSeq and is a predicted model, not a curated record. Gene Ontology annotation, molecular function: phosphatidylinositol-3,4,5-trisphosphate 5-phosphatase activity; phosphatidylinositol-4,5-bisphosphate 5-phosphatase activity; inositol-polyphosphate 5-phosphatase activity. The coding region runs from base 130 to 1848 and encodes 572 amino acids. Gene Ontology annotation, biological process: phosphatidylinositol dephosphorylation. The transcript is spliced from 10 exons. Lineage: Eukaryota; Viridiplantae; Streptophyta; Magnoliopsida; Fabales; Fabaceae.
GACAAUUUGAGAGGAACUAUUAGUUAGUUACUUAUUAGCUAGCUAUUAAUUUGUCAGCUUCCAUAUUUAAGAGCUUGAGCUUUGAAAGUAUGGCACAGUAAACUUUGAGUAUUUUGACUUGAAAGUGCAAUGAAAGCAAGGAAAGGAAAACGUUCAGAGGUGUUUUGGCCCUCCACAGUGAUGAAGAAAUGGCUGAAUAUAAAGCAAAAGGUUUAUGAUUUUAGUGAAGAUGAAGCUGACACUGAAACUGAGAGUGAAGAUGAUGACACAUCUUGUAAGGGAUACAAUAUGAUAAGACGACACAGAAGAGGAAAAUCAGAAACUUUGCGUGCUCAAUACAUAAAUACGAAGGAAGUGAGGGUAACAAUUGGCACAUGGAAUGUUGCUGGGAAACAUCCAUGUAAUGAUCUUGAAAUUGAGGGUUGGCUUUGUACUGAGGAACCAUCAGAAAUUUACAUUAUUGGUUUUCAAGAGGUAGUACCAUUGAAUGCUGGAAAUGUGUUUGGAGCAGAGGAUAAUAAACCAAUCCCAAAAUGGGAAGAAAUCAUUCGGAGAACUCUAAACAAAUCUUCUGAACCCGAAACUAAACAGAAAAGCUAUAGUGCCCCUCCUUCUCCUAUUAGAACAAAUUCUUUCGAUACACAAAUUAAUCCACUAGAAAAGGAGGGAGAGAAAAGCAUAAUUGGUAUAGAAAAGAAUUUUGAAUUGAGGAAAAUAUAUGACAUUGAUCUUCAAACGAUACUUGAUUGGCCUGAACGUCCAUUGGAUGCAAUUCAUGAUGUUGACUCGACUCCAAAAUUGCGUAGAGUACUAAGCAGUUCAGCUAGAAUUGGCUUAAACCUUAUGGAUAGUGCUUCCUUGUAUGGUUAUGGAAUGAAGCGUUCACACCAAAGUUCUGGAAAUUUGAAUUUGUUAUGGAGAGAAAAGCAACAAGAAAUGAUGCCUAAAGUAUUUGAUUCCCUUGCUGAUGUAUCUGAUGAAGAAAAUGAUACUUUUUCCGAAUUACUUAUUGACAAAGAUGUUAAUGGAAUAGGAAGUGUGAAAUCACAGCCUAAGUAUGUUCGGAUUGUGAGUAAGCAGAUGGUAGGAAUAUAUGUGUCUGUUUGGGUGCAAAGGAAGCUGAGAAGGCAUGUUCAUCAUUUGAAAGUUUCUCCUGUUGGAGUUGGUCUUAUGGGAUACAUGGGAAACAAGGGAUCUGUUUCAGUUAGCAUGUCCGUUUUUCAGUCACGCAUGUGCUUUGUUUGUUCUCAUCUGGCUUCCGGUCAAAAAGAUGGAGCGGAACAAAGAAGGAACUCAGAUGUUCACGAAAUUCUCCAACGCACUCGCUUUUCAUCAGUCUUUGAUACAGAUCAACCACGAACAAUUCCAUCGCACGAUCAGAUUUUCUGGUUUGGAGAUUUGAAUUAUCGUAUCAAUAUGUCGGAUGGCGAGGUUCGGAAGCGAGUAGCUCUGAAGAAGUGGGAUGAACUCAUGAACUAUGAUCAGCUAAGCAAUGAGUUGUGUAGGGGACAUGUAUUUGAAGGAUGGAAAGAGGGGCUGAUAAACUUCCCACCUACUUACAAGUAUGAAGUUAACUCAGAUAAAUAUGUGGGUGAGGACACACAAGAAGGGGAAAAAAAGAGAUCUCCAGCAUGGUGUGAUCGCAUAUUGUGGCUUGGAAAAGGAAUAAAGCAACUUAAGUAUCAAAGUGCAGAAAAUCAGCUUUCAGAUCAUCGACCAGUUAGUUCAAUCUUCUUGGUUAAUGUUGAAGUAAUUGACCACCGGAAGUUACAACGAGCUAUAAAUUUCGCAAGUGCAGUUGUACAUCCUGAGAUUUUCCUUGAAGAGGACAGGGACUUGGCAUGUUAGAUGCCAUAUAUAGCAAAAAAUUGUGGUAUACCGAGGGAGUUAUCAUUUUGGUUUUGAGGUUGAGUUGAUAAAGAAAGACAGCUAUGGUGAACUGUUUGUAAACUGAUUUGCACAAUUAACAGUUCCAGUUUGCUAGCACAAACCAUCAAGCCUACUUUUUGAGAGUAACACUCUGAAUAUGAAUUAGUUAAGUGAAAGUUUAAAACAGAAAAAUGUGUAUAAAUUACUGUUUUUUUAACCGUAAUAUGUGUUGACCAUUAUACAGUUUUGGUCCCAUCGGUUGUGAGUGUAAUGAGCUCUUCCAUAUUUUGACUUGUAAACUUUUUGUUACAUUAGAUUCACUCAUAAAGCUGGUAUGUUAGUAGACUUAACUAAGGAAUGUCUUGAGAUAAGAACAGUUUUACUACACUGCUUGAAACCUCUUAGUACUUCAGAUAAGUGAUCAAUAUCAAGUUAUUAACGGAUCCAAUCCUAUCCUAUGAAGCACAUACACUACUCGGAUUAGACGUGUUCCGGACACAUAUAAUUACAUUGAAUUAUCUGAUUUUAUAAAAUUAUUAGCAAAGUCGGCGUAUUGGUAUAUGUGUCGUGUCUGGUAUCCGUGUCUGUAUCCGUGUUUCAUAGAUCCAAUCUAUCAUUUCAGAUAAGUAUUGAUAUAAAUGAUUCUAA